Otolemur garnettii (small-eared galago) is the source of this 1438-nucleotide messenger RNA. It is a transcript of the gene CDCA3, whose product is annotated as cell division cycle associated 3. The record is from RefSeq and is a predicted model, not a curated record. NCBI's taxonomy places the organism in Eukaryota, Metazoa, Chordata, Mammalia, Primates, Galagidae. The transcript is spliced from 6 exons. Bases 424 to 1227 code for a protein of 267 amino acids.
UCAUCAUUCUAUUUUGCUUAAUAAAACCAUCUGUUUUUAAAACUGGAGGUCUCGAAAGCGAAGCCUGGUACUCUUCAAAGUCUCAACCCGAACAGCUAGCAGGCCGGUACCAAACAAAAGUCUCCUAUGUAAGGAGGCGUCACCCCUGGGCAAAUCAAAUCGCAGACCCACGUUCUCCCGGAUAGACGUCUUUCCCGACCAAUGAUUUCCUACGUUGGAGGCGGGUUUCACAUAGCUGGCCUAUGGAAGCGUACGUUGGCUCAGCCAAUAGAGUCAGGGCAGGGGGCGUGGCGGGAAGUUUGAAACUUGCAGCUUCGGGAGUUGAGCCUCGCUGUGCUGUGUACCCAAAGGUGGAAUUGGGGCCCGGCAUCCCCUCCUCGUCCCAGGCCGGGCCCUGCCCUCACCCUACAAGUCUUGGUUAAGAUGGGCUCAGCCAAGAGCGUCCCAGUUACUCCAGCGGGGCCUCCGCCGCACAACAAGCAUCUAGCGCGAGUGGCAGACCCCCGUUCGCCUAGUGCUGGUAUCCUGCGUACUCCCAUCCAGGUGGAGAGCUCUCCACAGCCAAGUGUACCAGUAGGGGAACAGCUGGAGGCUCCCAAACAUGCCCAGGACUCAGAUCCCCGCUCUCCUACCCUUGGCAUUGCACGGACACCUAUGAAGACCAGCAAUGGAGACCCUACAAGCCCAUUGGUGAAACAACUGAGUGAAGUAUUUGAGAUUGAAGCCUCCAAAUCAAAUCUUCCCCCAGAGCCUAUUCUGCCCUUGGAGGCAUCUUCAUCUUCUGAAUUGGACUUGCCUCUGGAUACUCAGUUAUCCCUUGAGGAUCAGAGGCCAUCUUGGAACCAGGCUGAGCUCCCCUCUAAACAGGUGUUUUCUAAGGAGGAAGCAAGACAGCUCACAGAAACCCCUGUCAACAGCCAUAGCUCAGACAAGCCUUUAAGAGAUCCUGAAACUCCCCGCUCUUCAGGUUCUAAGCGAAAUAGACGGAAACCAAAAGGCAAGGUAAUAGGGAGGUCGCCCCUCACCAUUCUGCAAGAUGACAACUCCCCUGGGACUCUGACACCACGACAGGGUAAGCGGACUUCCUCCCUAAGUGAAAAUGUUAGGGAACUAAAGGAAGGAGCCAUCCUUGGAACUGGACGACUCCUGAAAACUGGAGGACGAGCAUGGGAGCAAGGCCAGGACCAUGACAAGGAAAAUCAGCACUUCCCCUUGGUAGAGAGCUAGGUCCUAUGUGGCCCCAGCACUGGAUUCACCCAGCGCCUGGUACCCCCUUAUUUCCCAGGGAGACUGAGGAAAGGCUUGUUUUCUUUGACUCCUCCUAAUUUACCAAUCUGGGACUGAGAGCUUUAUUGGGAUAUCUUUAUGUCUUAUAUGUUUCUUGUAUAUUAAAGGAAAUGGUUUUAAAUGAUGCUUUUAAAAGGUAUACGUAAACUUU